Ramularia collo-cygni is the source of this 1626-nucleotide messenger RNA. RefSeq names its product related to serine peptidase. The transcript is spliced from 2 exons. The record is from RefSeq and is a predicted model, not a curated record. Gene Ontology annotation, molecular function: dipeptidyl-peptidase activity; serine-type exopeptidase activity. The coding region runs from base 1 to 1626 and encodes 541 amino acids. Lineage: Eukaryota; Fungi; Ascomycota; Dothideomycetes; Mycosphaerellales; Mycosphaerellaceae. Gene Ontology annotation, biological process: proteolysis.
AUGCGGUCCAUCUUUGCCGCGUUAGCGGGAGCAGCUCUGGCAUACGCCCACGAAAUUCACCAUGAACAACAAGCGGGGAAAUUCGACUGGAAUGGAGGUUACCCCAAUCGCGGCUGCAAUAGCCAGCAUUUGCCAGGCACAGCUCCAGUUGCGGGAUCGCAGAAUGCAACUUUCCAGCAGUUGAUCGACCACAAGAAUCCUGGUUUGGGGACGUUCUCGCAGUUUUAUUUCUACGAUACGACCUUCUGGAAAGGUCCUGGCUCGCCGGUGAUCCUUUUCACGCCUGGUGAAGUCAACGCCACUCGCUAUGCAAGCUACCUCACCACGAAUCGUACCACCGGAGUACUCGCGCAAGAAAUCGGAGCUGCGACGAUUGUGCUCGAGCACCGAUACUGGGGAGUGUCGUCUCCAUUCGCCGAUCUCACCACAGAAAACCUUCAAUACUUGACCCUAGAGAACUCGAUCAAAGACCUGACUUACUUCGCAAACCAUGUCAAACUUCCUUUCGCAAAGCACGGCAGCAGUAACGCCAAGGAUGUCCCUUGGGUGACAAUGGGCGGAUCUUACUCCGGAGCACUGUCGGCAUGGACUGCUAGCGUUGACCCAGGCACCCUGUGGGCAUACCACUCUUCCAGCGCUCCAGUCCAGGCUGUUUCAGACUACUAUGGAUACUUUCUCCCCGUUCAGCAGGGCAUGCCUCAGAACUGUAGCAAAGACGUCUCGUUGGUGAUUGACCAUAUGGACGGCAUACUCAUGCAUGGUUCCAACAAGGAAAUCCACGAUCUCAAGUCCAUGUUCGGGCUCGAGGCUCUGGAACACAACGAUGAUUUCAUGGCAGCGCUUGAAAACGGCCCGUGGCUGUGGCAGGGCAAUCAGUUCUAUCAGGACACCGGAUUCUUCAAAUGGUGUGAUUACAUUGAGAACUCCGUCAAUGCCACGGGCAAGGCUGUCGCGGGUCCAAGUGGCGUCGGUUUGAAGAAAGCGCUCGCCGGGUAUGCCAAGUGGUGGAAAGAAGUCCAGUUCCCAGGAAUGUGUGCCGGUUAUGGAUACUGGACGGACGACCACGACAUUGGGUGCCUCGACACUUACAACGCCAGCAACCCAAUGUACACGGACACCAGCUUGAGCAACACCAUCGACCGUCAGUGGGUGUUUAUGACCUGCAAUGAGCCGUUCGGAUACUGGCAGGAUGGUGCCCCGGAAGGUAGGCCUUCGAUCGUCAGCAGACUUGUGACGGCAGAAUACUGGACUCGCCAGUGCGGGCUAUACUUUCCGCAGGGUCCACACGGAGAGAGCUUUGGCAUCGCCCUUGGYAAGACUGAGGACCAGGUCAAUGCGUACACCGGUGGCUGGAACAUCGACAAUACCACUCGUCUGAUAUAUGUCAAUGGCGAUUCCGAUCCGUGGAGGGAAGCAUCGGUGUCCUCAGAUCUGAGGCCCCAGGGGCCGUUGAAAAGCACCAAGCAGGUUCCAGUGGAGAUCGUGCCAGGCGGGUUCCACACGAGUGACUUGAUCACCAUGAACGGCAAAGUUAAUGCAGGCUGCAAGAAGGUCCAGGAUGCCGUUGUAAAGCAGCUGGCAUCGUGGGUAGCAGAGUUCCCCAAAAGACGUCACUGGAAGGCGUGA